AUGGAAACAAGUUGUAAAAGUGUAUUUCCCAAGUGCUACGAUUUGUCUACACGUUUCUAUGUAAAGUCCAAGUAUAGGAAAGAUGCUGGGAACCUGAGAGAGAAGGUGAUUGAUCUUUCGGAGCUGUUGGUUGGCUUUUCUUUACAUUCGCUUAAUCCUGAUAAGUGGAAAUGGUUGCCGGAUACAUCUGGUCUUUUUUCUGUCAAGUCGUGUUAUCAAGUUCUAUUAGAAAAUAGUGAGAUAAUUGUUUUGGAUUCUAAUGUGUUGACAGCUAUCAAACAUCUUUGGAGGAAUGAUGCCCCCUCCAAAGUUUUGGUUUUCGGUUGGCGGUUAUUUCUGGAUAGGUUACCUACGAGUUGGAUAGGAAAGAGUAUUAUAGCAGGGGUUGAUGGAUGGAAUCAUUUUAAGUUGUUUGGCGAGAUGGUUAAGAUGAAAAAUAGUGAACGAAUUAGUCAUUUGAUUUGGUUGGCAACAACGUGGAAUAUUUGGAAACUUAGAAACAACAUGAUUUUUCAUGGAGCCAUUUUGAAUGCUUCUUCACUUUUAGAUGACAUCAAAGCUUUUUCAUGGGCGUGGGUGAAUGGUCGGUAUGGGCAUAAGUAG
This is a messenger RNA of Trifolium pratense (red clover), 603 nucleotides long. RefSeq lists its product as uncharacterized. The transcript has 3 exons. Lineage: Eukaryota; Viridiplantae; Streptophyta; Magnoliopsida; Fabales; Fabaceae. The record is from RefSeq and is a predicted model, not a curated record. The coding region runs from base 1 to 603 and encodes 200 amino acids.